AUGUUGGCGCCCAAGAUUCUUGUUGCCGCGGCGCUCGCGCUCCUCGUGUCGGCCGACGAUGCCAACAACCAGCUCGUGACGGACCUCGACAAUGGGUUCGAUAUGAACAUCCUGCGUGAGAUCCAUGGCGACGACGACGUCGACCUCUCCAACCGCUUUGGCUCCGACACCAAGCAAGACCUCUGGUUCACGGGCGCGAUCCUCGACCACAAGAACCCGAGCGCCGGCAACUGGAGCCAGCGCUACCACUACAACGACGAGUGGUAUGGCGGUCCCGGGUCGCCUGUCUUUCUCUACAUCAACGGCGAGUGGGAGGCGAAAGCGCAAACCGUCGCGUCGUCCCGCUCCACGAUGAACGACUUGGCCAAGAAGCACAAGGCCAUGGUCGUCGCUGUCGAGCACCGGUACUAUGGCGACUCGAUCCCGAACGGCGACCGGUCCAAGGCCGCGAUGCAAAAGUAUCUGUCGUCGGACGCCGCGCUCGCCGAUCUGGCGACGUUCCACGCCUUCUUCACCGAGAAGCACAACCUCCAAGGCGCGGCCUGGAUCGCGUGGGGCUACUCGUACGCCGGCAUGCUCUCGUCGUGGUUCAAGCUCAAGUACCCGUCCUUGGUUGCAGGCGCUGUCGCGUCGUCGGCGCCGGUGCAAGCCCAGGUCGACAUGAAGGAGUACCUCGAAGGCGUGACGCGCGGCCUCAAGCACUAUGGCGGCCAAGAGUGCGUUGACAACGUCAAGUCGGCAAUGGACUCGCUCCACGCGCUCGUUGAGGCGGACAGCGACGAGCUCUACGACAGCUUUGGUAUUUGUUCCAAGCUCUCGACGCAGCGCAACAAGUACCGCUUCGAGUGGAUGAUGGCGCACGAGUUCAAGGCCAUGGCGCAGUACAAGGUACACAACGGUCGCUCGCUCGCCACGGCCUGCACCGUGCUCAAGAACCCGAGCUUUGGCGCCACGCCGCUGGACCGUCUCAGCAAGCUGUACAUGACGGCGGCCAAGGCGUGCCCGACCAAGUCGCCCAAGCCGACGCCGGCGCCAUCGACCAAGAAGCCGUCGCCGACCACCGACGACGACCGUCCGAUCUGGGGCCGCCAGCUCAAGCAAGCAGCUGACAACCAGUUUGGUCAGUGGGGUUACCAGACAUGCAACGAGUUUGGUUUUCUCCAGACGGCGACGACGGGCGUGAGCUCGCCGUUCCGCGGCCUUGGGUUCCUCACGCCCGAGAACGUUCUGGCGUCGUCGACCUGCGCAGCAUUCGGCAUCAACGCGGCCAAGCUCCAAGCCAAUGUCGACGCGACUAACGCCAAGAACGGCGGCUGGGACAUUGACGUCGAGAACGUCAUCUUUACGAACGGCGCGAUCGACCCGUGGGCUGGGCUCAGCGUCACGAAGCAGCCCAAGAACCCCAAGUCCAAGUACAUUGUCAUUGAAGGCGCGACGCACUGCGAAGACACGUACCUUGCCAACGGCGACGGCCCGAUGAAGGACGCGAUCAAGGUGAUUGGCGACGCAGUGGCCGAGUUUUUGGCCGACGCAGCCAAGACGCCCGCACCGACGCCGGCGCCGACGACCAAGUUGACACCCGUUCCAACGAUGAUGCCAGUGACAACUGCCCCGACACCAGAUAGCAUGUGCCCGCCGAUGGAGAUGGACACGGAUUACUACGGCAACGACAUUGCGGCGAUUCGGCGCGCGUCGGCCGACAGCUGCUGCGCUGACUGCAAGGCGACGCCGGGCUGCAAGCUCUACGUCUGGAACCUCCACAACGGAGGCACGUGCUGGCUCAAGAGUAAGAAGGGUGCUCGCACAACGUACUACGGUGCCAAGGCCGGCGUCAUCGACGCGCCUGCCAACGAUAACUGCCCGCCAAUGGAGCACAACACCGACUACUACGGCAACGACAUUGCGUCCGUGCCCCGCAAGUCGGCCGACGACUGCUGCGCCGACUGCCGGAAGACCCCUGGCUGCAAGGUGUACGUCUGGAACCUCCACAACGGCGGCACGUGCUGGUUGAAGUCCAAGAAGGGGACACGGUCGACGUACCACGGGGCGAUGGUCGGUGUCGUCGAUGCGGCCCCGACGACCUGUGCGAUCGAAGCCAACAUCGACUACUACGGCAACGACGUGGCAGCGAUUCCGCGCGCGUCGUCGGACGACUGCUGCGGUGACUGCCAUGCGACGGCCGGGUGCUCCGUGUGGGUCUGGAACCGUCACAACGGCGGGACGUGCUGGCUCAAGAGCAAGAAGGGCAACCGGUCCGUGUACCACGGCGCCAUUGCGGGCUCGAUCCAAGCCUAA
Messenger RNA from Saprolegnia parasitica CBS 223.65, 2295 nucleotides. RefSeq lists its product as hypothetical. The record is from RefSeq and is a predicted model, not a curated record. Lineage: Eukaryota; Oomycota; Saprolegniomycetes; Saprolegniales; Saprolegniaceae. The transcript has 5 exons. Gene Ontology annotation, cellular component: extracellular region. Bases 1 to 2295 code for a protein of 764 amino acids. Gene Ontology annotation, biological process: proteolysis. Gene Ontology annotation, molecular function: dipeptidyl-peptidase activity; serine-type exopeptidase activity; protein binding.